AUGUUGACUACUUGUCCUGUCCAGAUCCUCCCUUCUACCUCCCCUGCCUCCCCGGUCCCUAAGAGAACAAUCGCUGUCUCUCCCUUGGUCCGGUCAACCCCGUCCCUGGAAGAGGAGGGAAACUGCGAUAUGCCUCUUACAUCUGAUCAAUCAACACAGCAACAGUCUCGGCACACCCCUCAUGUCCUCCAUCAUGUCACGUCCCGUCUUGUUGUUGCUGCCCAAUUCUCUCAGGAUCCUCUUGACGACGAGAACGCUGAUGUCUCGAGCCUUGGAGACGAUUCGGAGGCGGAUCGGUCUACUUUGGCGGAUGAAUCUCCUCGUAGUGCACUUGCCCCCGUGAGACAGGGGUCUUCGGGGUCUUCGUAUUCUAUGAUGUUGCAUCCCUUCCAAAUGGAAAACUCUCCGUCGACUUUCUAUCAGCAAAACACUCAGUCGCACGUUUCCUCUCACCAAGGUUCACAUCACCACUUGACGAGGACCAACACCGAUACCACAGAUGUCCUGCUCUCGAUGCCUGCCUCGAUCGAGGCUUCAAGACACAACUCGGACGAUGAGGAUGAUAGUCACUCGCCUUACCCUCGUCAUCAUCGUCAUGGGCAUGGUCAUCACCACAGCCACCUCCACCCACAUGCUCCUCAUCAUUAUCUGGACCAACAACAGCAUCACCACACCUCGUCGAUUCAGGACUGGACUCAGCGUCGUCAGUCUUCGAUCUCCAAUUCCGCUCAGCAGAAUUUCUACCUCCAGGUACCACCCAAGCAACAGCCAAAGGCGGAGGAGAAAGUCGAAGUCAAGCAGGAGUCCGCCAUCGAGGCCCCAUUGGUUCGGGAGAUCACUUCUGCAUUAGAGGCAACACAAUUGUGCAACGAGCCCGAUCAUGAACAGGAACAGGAACAGGAUGACCUGCGCGAUGACGCCACAUCGGUCGCCGUCUCGUCCGUCGAGGAGUCCGUCGCCACCGACACCGUCGCCCGCCCCAUGCCCAUCCCCAAAUCCAAGGUCCCUCACACCUACCUCCCCGCCUCGCCCGUCUCCCCUAAGAAGUCUUCUUCCUUCUUCUCCAAGCGUCGCGAUUCAAAGCUCUACCGCAAGAAGUCUGCCCGUGAAACCUCCCAUGGCAUCUUCCAUGACCUCAAGCGGUUCUUGAAGGUCCACUCCAAUUCUCCCCUCCUCUCGCCUUCUUCCCCACCUGCUAGUCCUGCUGAUGCGUCGUCGCCCCCCAAGAUGAAGAAGUCUUCGUCGAGCAGCAGCCUCCACAGCGAGUCAAAGCACCAUCACCAGGGCCCCCACGGCAACGCGAUCGAGACCAACCUCCGCAAGAAGUACGGCAAGAUGGGCAGAGUCAUUGGCUCUGGCGCUGGAGGCACCGUCCGUCUCAUCACCCGCGAAUCCGACCACAAGACUUUUGCGAUCAAACAGUUCCGGAAACGCAAGGCCACCGAGUCUGAACGCACCUACGUCAAGAAGAUCACCUCCGAAUACUGUCUUGGCUCGACCCUCCACCACCCCAACAUCAUCGAGACCCUCGACAUCAUUCAGGAGGGUGACAGCUUUUACGAGAUCAUGGAGUUUGCGAAGCACGAGUUGUUCUCGUCGGUCAUGUCGGGCGCCAUGGUGCGGGACGAGAUCGCUUGCUGCUUCAGGGGUAUUGUUGACGGUGUUGCCUAUCUGCAUGAGAUGGGUGUGGCACAUAGGGAUUUGAAGUUGGAUAACUGUGUCAUGAAUGAGCGUGGCAUUGUCAAGAUUAUUGAUUUUGGAUGCUCCAUGGUCUACCAGUUGCCCUUUGAGAAGCAGAUCCAAAUGGCCAAAGGCGUAUCUGGCUCAGACCCAUACAUCGCCCCAGAAGUCUUCACAACCGAAGAACACGACCCCCGCCUGGCCGACGUCUGGUCGCUCGGCAUCAUCUUUGUCUGCAUGACCCUCUGCCGGUUCCCCUGGAAACUCGCCAAGACCGGCCCCGACGCCGACCCCUCCUUCGAAGCCUACGCCAACGGCUCGGGGGCCGGAAAGGCCCGUCUCCUCAAACUCAUGCCCCGCGAAUCCCGUCCCAUUCUCGGUCGCAUGCUCGAAGUCGACCCUGCUAAACGUGUCCUGAUGAAGGAGGUGCUCGAGGACGAGUGGGUCAAAGGGAUUGAGGUGUGUACUUUGCAGUCAAUGUGCUUGUAUCACCCUCAUCAUCUGGGCGAGGACCCAAACUGCAUCUCGAACCCCAACCCCAAGCCCCGGUUCCAUCAGCAGUCGGCCUAUGUCAAGGAUGAAGAUGUGAGAGGUGUGGAAGUCGAGUCGUCGGAGGAUGAAGAGGCUAUUAGUGUGACGACGGCUUCUUUUACCAGUAUCCAGAUGGCUGUUGCUCCCGUCCACUAA
This is a messenger RNA of Linnemannia hyalina, 2367 nucleotides long. Lineage: Eukaryota; Fungi; Mortierellomycota; Mortierellomycetes; Mortierellales; Mortierellaceae. The record is from the annotation of a GenBank genome assembly.